Messenger RNA from Puccinia graminis f. sp. tritici CRL 75-36-700-3, 1773 nucleotides. RefSeq lists its product as uncharacterized. The transcript is spliced from 6 exons. Gene Ontology annotation, molecular function: sphingosine N-acyltransferase activity. Gene Ontology annotation, biological process: ceramide biosynthetic process. Gene Ontology annotation, cellular component: membrane. Lineage: Eukaryota; Fungi; Basidiomycota; Pucciniomycetes; Pucciniales; Pucciniaceae. The coding region runs from base 66 to 1301 and encodes 411 amino acids. The record is from RefSeq and is a predicted model, not a curated record.
AGGACUGCUUCUUCCAUAAAUCCCAUCGGAAGCCAUCCAUCCAUCCAACUGGACAGCCAACAAACAUGGCCACUCGGAUAGUCCGAUAUACUUCCAAACCACACAGGGGAUUCUUGCAGGUUUGUGCUGAAUGGCAACUCAUCACUGCGAUCUCCAUCACCACCGUCAUCCUAGCCCUCAACAUCUCACUACCCAACCUAUCCAACCCAUCCUCACAAUCAUUAUCGACCUAUCAGACCAGAAUACCAACGAUCCAGUAUCGGACCCCGAUCCCGAAAUUCAUCUAUCUCUCCUACCUCAAUCCGGUCAAUGGACUCUACUUCAAAGGGAACGAUGAUAUCUACUUUGUCUGCUUCUGGGCCUUGGUCUGGCUCACCCUCAGAGAACUCUCGAUCCAAUUCAUCUGGACUCCCGUCGGUGCUUGGUUCGGGCUCCGCAAAAAAUCUAGCAAACUCGUCCGAUUCGCCGAACAAGGUUGGACGUUAAGCUAUGCCACUGUCUUUUGGUCGAUCGGAGUGAAAACUCUGUCAGAAUAUCCUGAUCCGAUCUAUACCCUAAACAUCAGACAAUACUGGGCCGAUCAUCCUCGCGACUCUAUCCCAGGACUGACCAAGUUCUACUAUCUCUCCCAAGCGGCCUUUUGGAUACAACAAAUCAUCACCCUGAACCUUGAAAAACCUCGAAAAGAUCAUUACCAGAUGCUUGCCCAUCACCUGGUCGCUUGUCUAUUGGUCUGCUCAAGUUACGCAGUUAACUUCACUGGAAUUGGUUUGGCUAUUCACACCACCAUGGAUUUCUCGGACAUUCUACUAUGUAUGGCCAAGAUGUUGAAUUAUUUGGGAGGCGGAUGGGCGUGUGAUGGGAUGUUCACACUGUUUGUGCUUUCCUGGAUCGGCACCCGACACAUCGUGUUCCCGAAGAUCAUCUGGUCGAUCUAUGCCGAAUUGCCGUCAGACAUUCCCUGGAUCUGGGAUCCUCCUGAGGGCCGCUUUGCGGCUACUUCCUUCUGGAUCGGCUUCUUGGUCCUGCUGUGUUUCUUGGAAUUGCUCUUGAUAUUUUGGUUGUGGUUGAUCCUGAGGAUCAUGUGGGGCGUCAUUGUUGGUAAUGGGGCUGAGGACGAACGAUCUGAUAUCGACGAAAACGAAAUCGAAGUACGAGAUAUUAUGGAAAAUGAUGAACAUAAGGAUGAUUCGAUCGAAGACGAAAAGAAACCGCUGUUAAUUAACACCCCUCAAUUAGAAUCAUUGGGUGAAAAGUUGCCUCGUUGCGAAAACGAUGAGGAUCGUCUCAAACAAAAAUGAAAACCGGAUUCAUUCUUUCGUUUUUAUUUUUAUUUACGUUUUCUUGAAAAAAAAAAGUUUAGGAAACAAAGAAACAAUCCAAUGGUGGAAAAAAACUCUUGAAAUUAUAUAGAAUAUAUAUCUUCUAAAAACACACACUUCCAAAAACCUUAUAUCUGCAAUCUUUUUUUUUUGUUUUGUUUCAUUCUUUGUUCCUUUCCUUAAUUUCACUCAUAAGAAAUUGUUGAUACCUUUCCUUGAAGUUAUACAGUCACCCAUCUCUCCUCCUACCGUGUUAGUAUAACAAGUCAAGAUAGAUAUAUAUGCAUAUAUCUCCGCAUUUACAUAUACAGUCGAUCUCUGUGCUUUCUGCUUUCGAACUCCCAGUUAUUUAUGUUAAUUUCAAUACCCAGUCUACAAUCAAAUACUUGUGGAUUUUUUUUUGAUCAUCUUAUUAUCAGUGUGAUUAAUAAUCCAGUAUUCGUUGCUGGGU